Messenger RNA from Meleagris gallopavo (turkey), 2072 nucleotides. The record is from RefSeq and is a predicted model, not a curated record. Lineage: Eukaryota; Metazoa; Chordata; Aves; Galliformes; Phasianidae.
AUGGUGUUAUUUUGCAGUAGAGAAUAUGUUGUGGUUGCGUAUUUUUGUGUUUGCUUCUUUGUUCUUCAGGCAGUAACUGAUUUUGCUGCACUGGACACUUUUGCAUCUUCCCUUUGCAGGUCAAGUAGCACUAUAGCACGAUACAUGGUAAACUUUGAGAGAGAUGGCUUAGAAACCAAAAGCACUGCAGAUGACAUCUCAACUAUUGGAUCAAAUAAGGUUGAAAAUGAAAAAGCACCACUCUCUGCAAAGGAGGAGAGGGAAAUAUCAGCAACCAAACUCACAGUAACGGAUCUUCAGCAGCUGGUUGCUUCAGCACUCCAUGAAGACAGGUCCCUACCAGUAGACCUUGGGACACUUCGGUUUACUGACGAACCUAUUCGACCGUCAAGUGAUUUUGAUAAUGACAUCCAAGGCAUGGUCACUAUUCCUCUGGCAGGCCCUGACUUGGACGACACCAUAAGCGCAGAAUUCCCACUGGUUUAUCCCAGCCCAGCAACAGUGGACCAAACCAGAGGCUUUUUUGUUGAUGAAUUUACAACUGGAAUCUCUGAUCUAAGCAGAGAGAUUGGUGGACCUGAAGACUUUGAUAGUAAUUUUAUUACAUCUGAACCUGCAUUCCCUACCAAACCCUCCAGAGAACCACCUCACGACAAGUCUCCAGACACAGAAGAUAUCACUACUGAUUACCAAAGAUUCACAGUGCCUUUCAGUGCUCUGGUUAGCACAGACAGUCCUCCAAAGCCAGAGGAUUCCUACCUGCCUCCUCCAGCAGAUGAGUCAGAGAGCAAUGACUUAAUCACCGAUGACAAUGAGUCUCCAACAGAGCAGGUUAUCACACUGGCAGUUUACACCACAGGUAGUUUUACCCUACCUACUUUCCUGCAGGCCACAGAUGAGCAUACUGAAGCUGAGAUGAAGAAAGAACUGCUUGGAGCAACAGAACCACCUUUCAAGGAAGCUGAUAGAGACAGUCUGUCUGGACAAGCAGUGAAGAUCAUGGAUGAACUAGAAUCAUCAGGUGAUGACAUUUUGGUUACAACCAGCACAUACAAAACGUUGCCUUUCCUUAUCAGUUCAAGCGAUCUGUUUGCCACACAGCCAGAGGUCACUUUUACAGGAGCACUGCCACCAGACCAAACUCUACUGCCCACAGUGACCAGCCCAUUCCACAGCCAUUCUGUUGUCAUUGACCAGUCCCCUGAAGUACCAGACACCUCGAUGCCAGUGGCUGCCAGCGCUCUUCCUGACCUUGCCAGCACAGGAGUGCAGGACAUUACUGCUGAGUUGGACAGCACUGGUGUGAAGAGCACGGCAGUGCUGGAUGAGGCAGAGCAUGGCAGUGGCUACAUCUCAGUGCAGACAACUGAGCCUGCAGAAGUCACCCAGGCUCCCACACUGAAGUACGUGACCACCAGCUCCAUGACAACGGCAGCCAAAGGCAAAGAACUCGUGGUUUUCUUCAGCCUGAGGGUAACCAACAUGCACUUCUCCGAUGAUCUCUUCAACCGGAGCUCGCAGGAAUACAAAGCACUAGAACAACAGUUCAUGCAAUUGCUACUUCCAUACCUUCAGUCCAACCUCACAGGUUUUAAGCAACUGGAAAUACUUAACUUCAGGAAUGGAAGUGUGAUUGUCAACAGUAAAAUGAAAUUUGCCAGAACGGUGCCAUAUAAUAUCACAGAAGCAGUACAUUGUGUUUUGGAAGACUUCUGUGACGCUGCUGCCCAACGCCUCAAUUUGGAGAUUGACAGCUACUCCCUGGAUAUUGAGCCAGCUGAUCAGGCAGACCCAUGCAAAUUCAUGGCAUGUGACGAAUUUUCCAAAUGCAUAAUGAAUGAGUGGACAAAAGAGGCUGACUGCCUUUGUAAACCCGGUUAUGCAAGCCAGGACGGAUUGCCCUGCCGGAGCCUGUGCGAAAUGGAACCUCAUCUUUGUGACAAUGGUGGGAAGUGUGAGUUAGUUCCUGGAAGAGGAGCUGUCUGCAGGUCACCAGACCAGUUUACAAAGCCAGGACUGACAAGUUAGUCUGUGAAAUUCUGCAUUUCCAGCAUCAGACAGACGAAACCAAG